Cucumis melo (muskmelon) is the source of this 1192-nucleotide messenger RNA. RefSeq lists its product as uncharacterized. The record is from RefSeq and is a predicted model, not a curated record. Lineage: Eukaryota; Viridiplantae; Streptophyta; Magnoliopsida; Cucurbitales; Cucurbitaceae. Bases 232 to 1005 code for a protein of 257 amino acids. The transcript has a single exon.
AGGUGGAAGCACUAGAAUUUUAAGAAAGAGAAAGAAACAAACUUUGACCGGCUAAAAAAGCAAACGGGAACCAACAAAAUUUGUUGGUUUGUCCACGUCAGCAAAGGAACCCGUGUGCUCCCACCCCUUGGUUGAACUUCAACCCCCCAAAACCAGCGGAGAUUUCUUUAUAAUUUCUCCAAAAUUUUCACCUUCCUUUCACAAUCAUCUCAUCACAAUCUCAUAGUUUCGAUGUGUAAAUCAACCGAUUAUCGUAUUCUCGCCGCCGAUCGCCUCAAGAUCAAGGCAUUCUUCGUUCGGUUUUCUCAUCUCCAACUCUUGGAUCCUCCACCGGAGUCGCUUACUCUCUUCUACCUCCCUCGCAUUGACGAAACCGACCUCGAGAUAGACGGCCUCAAGAUCCGCCCGGACUCACCGGCGUUCGUCACUCUUCAUCGAGUCGUUUCUCCUUCUUCGUCGAGGAUGAAGAAGGAUGUGGUGUUCGGGAGUAGAGAGCGAGUUCGAGCUAGCGAAGGCGUGCAGUUUCAGGUGUAUUUGAGGGAGGAGAAGGUUGUGCAGGGGAUUUUUAGGAAGAACGACGACGGAGAUUGGAGAUUGGAGUGUAGAUGCGCUCUUGAAUCUAAGAUUGAUGAAGCAGCGGCGGCGGCGGCGGCGGAGGUUUGCGUGGAUGUGGAGGGACAGGGUGCGAUGUUUGAGAAGGUGGUUUUGGAAGUGAGAAGGAAGAAGAAGAGAGGGUUUUGUGAAUUGAUGGAAAUACCGGAGGGAAGAGAAGUGGACGGUUAUUGCGAGGGAUGUGAUUGUUGUUGUGGAGACGAUGGAGGUUCGUCGGAAGAUGAAGGCGGCGAUGAUGACGGUGAAGACGGCGGAGAAACGGAGGUGGAGGUGGAGGUUGAAGGAGUCCGAUGGGCCGUAGAUUUGGGGAUUUGGGCCGUCUGUUUGGGCGUUGGGUACUUGGUAUCGAAGGCGGCCCAUUCCAAAACAUUGAGACGUAAACGGAUUUUCUAAAGCAUCGAGAAAACAUAUAUAUAUUUCUUUUUGCUUUUUCGGGAUUUUUCUCUCUUUUGUAUAAUUACGAGUAGUUGAGAAUGUUCGCAAAUGAAAUUUUGUUAUAUACACUUUGUAUAUUGUUGAGAUGAUGAUGAUGUGAGUUCACACUCAAGUAGAUGAAUCACACUCCUCUCAUUGUCAAUUA